AUCCAGUAAUAACAAACACCGACGCGUCUGACAGCAGUCUAAAAAGCACCAGAGCAGCUUCAAUCUGUUUGACAAAGUCGCCUGAAAAGACUGCUUUUAGUCCACUUACAAUGGGUCCUUUCGGCCGCUUUCACUGACACUAGUGAGCCUGUGUAUCAUCACAGACACUUAAGUGCAACCCUGUACUUUUCACCACCUCACUCUUUGCGCGCUUUUCCACAAACAGCCAGUUUAUUCACCUUAUCUAACAGCUUCCAAUCACUUAACCUCCCCUCUCCCCACUAGCCUCUGUGGUCCCCACCUGUCUGUCAGCUGCCUUCCUAAAAGGCUUCAACAUGCUGCGAGAGAGCUCCAAGGCGUGGAGCAAUGGCUCAGAGGCCUACAGCAGCGAUCCUGAAGAGGACGAGGAGGAGGAAGAGGACAUGGUGUUUGGGGACAACGAUCAGGACGGCUUAGCGGAGGAGAUGAUGGAUCUGAGCGACCUCCCCACGGCGCUCUUUGCAUGCAGCGUCCAUGAAGCCGUGUUUGAAGAGGACAUACACAGGGAGAGGUUCGAGGCAUUGUUUAGGAUCUACGAUGAACAGACAAAUUUCCAGAUGUUCAAAAGCUUCCGGAGAGUCCGGAUCAACUUCAGCACCCCAGAGGUCGCUGCCCGCGCUCGCAUCGAGCUGCACGAGUCCGAGUUCAACGGCAAGAAGCUCAAACUCUACUUUGCACAAGUCCAGAAUGGCGACGAGAACAUUGACAAGUCGUACCUUGCCCCUCCCCAACCCGUCAAACAGUUUCUGAUCUCGCCGCCUGCCUCGCCACCUGUGGGCUGGAGCCAGAGUGAAGACGCUACGCCCGGCAUCAACUACGACCUGCUGUGUGCAGUAGCCAAGCUAGGACCUGGUGAAAAGUACGAGCUCCACGCGGGGACAGAGUCCACCCCCAGCGUGGUCGUCCACGUGUGCGAGAGCGAGGCGGAGGAGGAUGAGGCAGCGCGGCCAAAGCAGCAGAUCGUCCAGACCAGACGUCCCGAGGAACCCCCCAAAGUCUUCAACUAGAGAGGCCUCCCCCCCAGACACCGGCGCGGCCUCUGACCGCCCCUUAAACCCACAACACACCUGCCCUCUCUCUCUCGUCUCUGCACUCACAGAGAGCGUCGAUGCCCCUCAUUUCAGUUCAACUACAAGCAAAAACAAACCAACAAACAUUGCUCGAAGAUGGUGUUUGUGGGGAGCGUGGCGAUGGAAUGAGGCGGCUUGAAGGGGAUGGAUGAGAAUCACACACACACUCAUCACAUUCUGCGGACAGCGUGGGGAGCGGCAGGCGCGCUUGCCUCCACCCCACCAAUCCCCCUUGUUUUCAACAAGAGGGGUGGAAAUACCUGUCCCAACGCAGGCACCUGUCACUUAUCACACACACUCAGCUCUCAUUGCUAGUCCUUCUCAGUGGCUUGCUAGUUAGUUAGCUUAUUGGCUUGUACCUCUCCCUUUGUCUCACAGUCGUGUGUACAAUAAUUCUUUGUUAAACAGACUUUAUUUUUUUUACAAUAGUGUUU
Molecule: messenger RNA, 1543 nt
Organism: Perca fluviatilis (European perch)
Lineage: Eukaryota; Metazoa; Chordata; Actinopteri; Perciformes; Percidae
Gene: rcan3
Product: regulator of calcineurin 3
Exons: 5
Coding region: 336-1046 (236 amino acids)
Biological process (GO): calcium-mediated signaling
Cellular component (GO): nucleus; cytoplasm
Molecular function (GO): calcium-dependent protein serine/threonine phosphatase regulator activity; nucleic acid binding
Source: RefSeq, a predicted model, not a curated record